CUGUUAGCCAAAGUCUUCUGUCUGCAAGAGCCGCCAUACUUGUCAGCUCCAAAGAUCCAGGAGAGGACUGACAAAGGCAACACCACAUCUUGAUUAUGUCUGGCCCAGUCUCAAGCCGAUCUCGGGUUUACACAGAUGUGAACACACAGAGACCCAGGGAGUACUGGGAUUACGAGUCCCAUGUUGUGGAGUGGGGGAACCAAGAUGACUACCAGUUGGUCAGGAAGCUGGGUCGUGGCAAAUACAGUGAAGUAUUUGAAGCUAUCAACAUCACAAACAAUGAGAAAGUAGUUGUUAAAAUACUUAAACCUGUAAAGAAGAAGAAAAUCAAGCGAGAAAUAAAAAUAUUAGAGAACCUGCGAGGGGGCCCAAACAUUAUCACACUUUCAGACAUAGUCAAGGAUCCAGUGUCUCGAACACCUGCUCUGGUUUUUGAACACAUUAACAACACAGACUUUAAGCAAUUAUAUCAGACACUAUCAGAUUAUGACAUCCGAUUUUACAUGUUUGAGAUCUUAAAGGCCUUGGACUACUGCCACAGUAUGGGAAUCAUGCACAGAGAUGUCAAGCCUCACAACGUCAUGAUUGAUCAUGAGCACAGAAAGCUUCGUCUGAUAGACUGGGGUUUGGCAGAGUUCUACCAUCCAAGUCAGGAGUACAAUGUUAGGGUGGCGUCCAGAUACUUUAAAGGACCUGAACUGCUUGUCGACUACCAGAUGUAUGACUAUAGUUUAGACAUGUGGAGUUUAGGGUGCAUGCUUGCCAGUAUGAUCUUCAGAAAAGAACCCUUCUUCCAUGGACAUGACAACUAUGAUCAGCUUGUACGAAUUGCCAAAGUACUGGGCACAGAAGAUCUAUAUGACUACAUUGACAAAUACAACAUAGAGCUUGAUCAACGAUUCAAUGACAUCUUGGGCAGACAUUCCAGGAAAAGGUGGGAGAGAUUUGUGCACAGUGAGAACCAGCAUCUGGUCAGUACUGAAGCCCUGGAUUUUCUGGACAAACUCCUGCGCUAUGACCACCAAGCUCGCCUCACUGCCCGGGAAGCAAUGGAGCAUCCAUAUUUCUAUCCCAUAGUAAAAGAUCAAGCAAGAAUGAACUCCACAUCAGGUCUUUCCACUGGCUCCACUCCUGUAAGCACCUCCAGCAUGAUGACUGGAGGCUUCACAUCCAUGUCGUCAUCACAAGCCAUGCCCAACAUGGCUGCAUCACCAGUCAUCUCCUCCCCCAAUGCUUUGGCCACACAGGUUUCAGCAACUGCUGGGGUGCAGCCUUGAUCAUGAUUCACUCAUCUUAGUUUCCUGACCUCAUUUUUACAUUGUCUGUAAAGAAUUAAUAAAAGACAAAUUUGGAUUUGUUUUCUUUUUUCCUUUAUUUGUUUACAUUCAGUAAUUAUGUAUUAAUAAUCGGACACUCACAAAAUUCUACAUGUAAAAAUGUAGCUGCAUUCUUUUAUUAUUAUUAGAGAAGCAACUACACUGUAGAAAUUCAGGAAAA
Messenger RNA from Trichomycterus rosablanca, 1497 nucleotides. RefSeq names its product STKc_CK2_alpha domain-containing protein. Gene Ontology annotation, molecular function: protein serine/threonine kinase activity; ATP binding. Gene Ontology annotation, cellular component: protein kinase CK2 complex; cytosol; nucleus. The transcript has 13 exons. The record is from RefSeq and is a predicted model, not a curated record. Gene Ontology annotation, biological process: peptidyl-serine phosphorylation; regulation of cell cycle; peptidyl-threonine phosphorylation. Lineage: Eukaryota; Metazoa; Chordata; Actinopteri; Siluriformes; Trichomycteridae. Bases 96 to 1277 code for a protein of 393 amino acids.